Messenger RNA from Entrophospora sp. SA101, 1005 nucleotides. The record is from the annotation of a GenBank genome assembly. Lineage: Eukaryota; Fungi; Glomeromycota; Glomeromycetes; Entrophosporales; Entrophosporaceae.
AUGUCUCAUACACCUCGCGAAUUAAGAACACCAACACCUUAUGAUUUUAGUUCUAACCAAAGUGAUGAUGAUGAUUCAGAAAUUGAUGAAUUAGCACCUCUUACCUCCACAAGAAAUGAUCCCAAGUCAAAUUUUUCAUGGGCAACAUUUAGAACUAGACUCAGAUAUUAUGUACCAGUAUUUAGUUGGAUGCCAAGCUAUUCAUUGAAUACUUUUUGGGGUGAUUUUUUUGCAAGCUUGACUGUUACAGCAAUUUUACUACCUUCAUGUUUAUCAUUUUCUGUGUUGGCGAAAUUGCCUCCAGUACAUGGGCUAUAUAGUAUUGUGAUUCCAGGAGUCAUCUACUCAUUUCUUGGUACUUCAAGACAAUUGGUUAUCGGACCAGAAGCUCUAGUGGCAAUGCUUGUGGGGUCGUCAGUAGCACAACAACAAAAGUAUUUAGGCAAAGUAGAUGAUGAAAGUGUUGCAAUAAUGAUAGCAUCAUUGAUAACAUUUUUUGUUGGAAUUCUGACAUUUAUUCUUGGAAUUGUUAGAUUGGGAUUUAUAGAUUCGGUGUUAUCACGUGCUCUUUUGAGAGGUUUUAUUUCAGCAGUGGCAAUAGUAAUUAUUAUUGAACAAUGCUUAGUGAUGUUGAGAUUAACUGACUUAAAUCAUCAUGAAGGGAAAGGAUUGGGACAUGCAUCUUCAACUUUAGACAAACUCAUUUAUAUCAUAAAUAAUAUUGAACAAUCGCAUAUACCAACAGCCAUUAUAUCAUUUUCUAGUCUUUUAUUCUUAUUGGUUUUUGGUUCAAUCAAAGGAUAUUUGUCAAAACGAUUUUCAUGGGUACAAUUCAUACCUGAAAUAUUUAUAUGUGAAAAUAAAGAUUUAGAUGAAGAAAAUGUUGAUUUCAAUCUAGAGAACAUUGAAAAACUCUGGUCACCACUUUCUUCGCUUCAUUUUACUGCUAAAUUGUCAUUUAUUGGAGGAAUUAAAUAUAUACGAGAUUUUUUAAGUAUUAUAUAA